This is a messenger RNA of Megachile rotundata (alfalfa leafcutting bee), 4158 nucleotides long. It is a transcript of the gene Sec24CD, whose product is annotated as COPII coat complex component secretory 24CD. The record is from RefSeq and is a predicted model, not a curated record. Gene Ontology annotation, molecular function: SNARE binding; zinc ion binding. NCBI's taxonomy places the organism in Eukaryota, Metazoa, Arthropoda, Insecta, Hymenoptera, Megachilidae. Gene Ontology annotation, cellular component: endoplasmic reticulum exit site; COPII vesicle coat. Gene Ontology annotation, biological process: COPII-coated vesicle cargo loading; intracellular protein transport; endoplasmic reticulum to Golgi vesicle-mediated transport.
CGCAAUGCCACCUUACGUGGCAUCAGCAGCAGUCACUGUUGCAGCGAAGUACAUUUUCUUCAUUUAUUGUAAACAUUUGUGGAAAUAUUAACUUUUGUUAUGGUUCAAAUACAUUUAACAUUACAACGAUAAAAAAUGAAUCCGCAGUAUUUACAACAACAACAGCAGCAGCAGCAGUCCCAACCACAAUCUGGGUAUUUUCCUGGUCCUCCAACAACAUCUUCAUAUCCAGAAGUAAAUUCUAAUGUUCCACCAAAUAUGUUAAAAGGAUCCACCAUGAAUUCCCAAACAUAUGCUUCUCAAAAACCUAUACAAGGAUCCCCUUUAAGUAAUAUACAUCAGUCUCAAGUUCCAUAUUAUAUGAAUAACAUACAAACAGAAGAAAAUACUCAGUACGAAUCAUCAACAAAUAAUCCACACAUGAUGAGUCCUUUGUCAAGUCAAAAUAAUAUAGUUAAUCAAAUGACAAAUAUGUCUCUAGGAGAUCAACAAAGACCACCAUCAUCGCAAAAUUAUCCCCCACUGCCUAUACCUGGAAAAAGUAGUCCAGUGGUAUCAACGCCUUCAAAUAUUAAUGGUUUUAAUAAUGCAUUAAAUACAUCAGUACCUAGCUCAGGUGGACAAACUGAUCCUGGUGGAAAAUCUGGACCACCCAUUUCUGGGCAGGAUAUGCAACAACAAAAGACAACUUCAAAAAAUACCAUGCCACAGCCCAUGAGUCUUCCAUUUUCAGGACAUUCUACAGCACCUACUUCUGGUCAAUAUUAUCCUGGACAAACUAUAUCAUCUGAACAGAUGUUCAACACUGGAUUGUCUGCUCCCAGUCAGCAUCAGCCUGCUCAAAUGAAUGCUACUGAUACAUCUGGACAUAUGAACUUUCCUAGACCACCAAUGGGACAAAAGUCUGCACCCCCACCAAUGCAAGGACAACAAAAUGUAUCUAAUUCAUCUUCAUCUGGCCAACAAAACUUUUCUCAGCCACCAAUGCCAGGACAGCCAGGCUUAUCUAAGCCUCCGUUGUUAAAUCAAGAAGGGCACAGCAAUACUCCUAUGCAAGGACCACCUGGACAACACAACUUACCAAACCCACCAUUAUUAAAACAGAACUUAUCAGGCCCACCCUUCCAAGGACCACCAGGUUCAUCUGGUCCUCCACUCUCAGCGCCACCUCUACCAGGACAACAAUAUUCUUUACAAGAACAGCAAAAAUACGUUCAUUCUUAUCCAGACUCAAAUAUUCCCGCAUCUAAUUUGCCUGGUCUACCACCUAUGAAUCAACAAAAUAUACAUCCACCUCCUGUAUCAGGUCAACAGAGUGCUGCUCCACCUUUGCUACCAAAUCAACAAAGUUUCAACAGGCCACCAUUAUUAGGACAACAAAAUUUAUCUGGUCCACAACCUCCAUUAGUUGGUCAACCAGGGAGACAAAUGAUAAAUUCUGGUGCAAAUUUACCACAAACAGGUCAGAAACCAUAUGUUCCUGGAUCUCCUAUGCAUGGUCAGACUAUGGGAAAUCCUGUAGGACUUAAUCGUAGUGCAGCUGGUACAAUGCCAGGCUACCAACAUACAGGAUAUCAAGGCUAUAAUGAUAUGUAUAGUGCUCAAAGAGGUUCAUAUCAGGAUACACCUGGUGUAGGAGGUGGAUACCAACCGGAUAUGCAAUCGCAACAAGCUAAACGAUUAGAUCCUGAACACAUGCCAAGUCCUAUUCAAGUAAUGCAAGAUGAUCAACGUGUCAGAGGUGGUGUAUUCGUAACAAAUGAAAAGGGGCUGGUUCCACCAUUAGUAACUACAAAAUUUGUGACGCAAGAUCAAGGAAAUGCGUCUCCUAGAUUUAUAAGAUCUACUAUGUAUACUGUUCCUACCACAGCAGAUAUUAUAAAACAAACAAAUAUUCCGUUUGGUCUAAUAAUAAGUCCAAUGGCUCGUGUCGCGGAAGGCGAAUAUGAACCACCUAUCGUGGAUAUGGGUGAGAUUGGACCAGUUCGUUGUAUACGUUGUAAAGCAUACAUGAGUCCAUUUAUGCAAUUCAUCGAUGCAGGCAGAAGAUUUCAGUGCAUGUUCUGCAAAGCAACAACAGAAGUUCCAGCAGAAUACUUUCAACAUUUGGAUCACACUGGUCAACGCAUGGAUCGCUAUGAGAGGCCAGAACUAAUGUUAGGAACAUACGAAUAUGUUGCUACUGAAUAUUACUGCAAGAACAAUACUUUUCCAAAACCACCAGCUAUCGUGUUCGUGAUCGACGUAUCAUACAACACCGUUAAAUCUGGUUUAAUCAAUCUAUUAUGCGGUCAGAUGAAAUCAAUUUUACGGCAUCUACCUACUGAUGCUGGUCAAACGAAAACAAAUAUGAAAGUAGGAUUUAUAACAUAUAAUAAUACAGUACACUUUUACAAUAUCAAUCCUUGCCUUGCACAACCACAAAUGAUGGUUGUCGGAGAUGUACAAGAUGUAUUUAUGCCGCUUCUUGAUGGAUUUUUGUGUGACGUUGAGGAAAGCGAAUCGGUUAUUGAUAGUCUGAUGGCACAGAUACCAGAGAUGUUCGCAAAUACUCGCGAAACGGAAACUAUUCUUGCACCUGCGAUACAAGCUGGACUAGAAGCAUUAAAUGCAUCAGACUGUGCGGGAAAAUUAAUGGUUUUCCAUUCAUCUUUACCGAUUGCCGAAGCUCCUGGAAAAUUGAAAAAUCGUGAUGAUCGAAAAGUUCUUGGUACAGAGAAGGAAAAAACUGUAUUAGCUCCACAAAAUAACGUUUAUAAUAACUUGGGUCAAGAAUGUGUAGAAGCAGGAUGUUCUGUAGAUUUAUUCGUCUUUAAUAAUUCAUACGUAGACAUUGCAACAAUAGGUCAGAUUUGCAGAUUAACUGGUGGAGAAGUUUAUAAAUAUACCUAUUUUCAGGCUGACAUAGACGGCGAACGUUUAAUUUCCGAUGUUAUUAAUAAUAUUAGUAGACCAAUUGCAUUCGAUGCCAUUAUGCGUGUGCGCACAUCUACUGGUGUUCGUGCAACUGAUUUCUAUGGACAUUUUUUUAUGUCUAAUACAACAGAUAUGAAAUUAGCUAGUAUAGACUGCAAUAAGGCUAUUGCUGUAGAAAUAAAACACGAUGACAAAUUGACAGACGAUGAAGGUGUAUAUAUUCAAGCAGCUUUGUUGUAUACUUCAUGCGCUGGAAUCAGAAGAUUACGUAUUAUUAAUUUUAGUUUACAAACCUCUUCUCAAAUGGCUGAAUUGUACCGAGCAUGCGACUUAGAUGCAAUCAUUAACUACUUAUCCAAACAAAGUGUUUUCAAAUUAAUUGAUUCAACUCCAAAAACUGUUAAGAACAGCUUAAUUACAAGAUGUGUAAAUACAUUAGCUGCAUUUCGAAAACAUUGCGCUUCUCCAUCCAGUGUUGGUCAAUUAAUAUUACCAGAAUGUAUAAAAUUGUUACCACUUUAUAUCAACUCGUUAGUAAAAAGCGAUGCAAUUUCUGGAGGUGCUGAUAUGACUAUCGAUGACAGGUCUUUUGUUAUGCAAGCAGUUGCAACUAUGCCCAUUUCAAUAUCCGUUGUAUAUAUCUAUCCAAGACUACUUCCUUUACACAAUGUUGAUCCACAAGAUACUGAAUUACCCCAAAUGUUGCGCUGCUCCAUUAACAAAUUCACUGACGAUGGCGCGUACUUACUAGAAAACAGCAUCCACAUGUUCCUGUGGCUAGGCCUGGCACUCUCACCACAAUGGGUACAGGCAGUAUUCGGAGUUCCAUCAGUAGUUCAAGUUGAUACGGAUCGUACCGCGUUACCUGUGUUAGAUACUCCGUUAAAUAAACGAAUCACAGAUAUUAUUAAUCGUGUACGUGUGGAAAGACAUCGAUGUAUGAGGUUAACUAUAGUGCGACAGCGUGAGAAACUUGAAAUGGUACUGCGUCAUUUCUUAAUCGAAGACAGAGGAAACGAUGGAAGUCCAAGUUACGUUGAUUUUCUUUGUCACAUGCACAAAGAAAUAAGAACACUUCUUAGCCAAUAAUUGAAUGAAACAGUUACCUUACGUUGGAAUCUUAGCAUGCUACAUGUUCGUGGCUAUUGAAAUGUAUAUCAAGGAUCAAUUAGAUUAUUAAAUGAAACUCAUUCGUACUCAUCAGUGGGGAUCACAGAUGGUGCAUACGUUUGCAUGCGUUCU